GAAGUAAAGUGGUCAGUGGUAGCUAGCAAAAGUGGUUAACAGUUAACUCAGGCAGUUUACCUUCCCAAAAAGUAUACUUAACUGGGUGUGUCUCCCAUAGACACCAAUGCAAUAGCAGCUGGGUCUGACUUCCAUGGAAACAGGAGAAAAAAACAGCGAGUCGCUUCCUCUUCCGUCUCUGACCAAAAUAACCUCGGUUAUGGAUGUGUUAGCCAAAGCUGCGGUGGCAGAAAUAAGUAAAAUGUUCGAUGAUGGUUUUACUGUUUUACGCUUGGAAAUGUGUCGAAGAGAAAAUGAAAUCGAAGCGUUAAAAAGAAAAUUAUUGUUUGUGGAGAACGAACGGCAAAGGACGACGUCCAAAGCGCGAGAAGCAGGCUGUUCUUCAACAUGCUCUUUGUCUUCCAGCAGAACAGAGCAGGGGUCCAAGGGGUCUGAUAAGGAUGCUGGUGAAAGGACUUCAUUUGAGCAGACCGCGAGAGACAAAGUGUUCACACCUAAAGAUGACCAACUGGAUCAAAAUAGACCACAGCCACCUAAAGAAUCAGUAGUGGGGCUUAAUGAACAGUACAGGUCUGGCCAGCAAGAGGAGAAGGGUAGUGGACUAGAAUUAGUGGUGAAGACCGAGCAAGAGGAGGAGUAUGACGUUAUUUCACUACAUACAUCAGGAAGUGAACAUGGCACAGAGAGAUCAGAUCAUCAGGAAACUGAGUUUGCCAUGGAUGACCGAGAGAGUCAGCUGUGGGCGUCUGUAUCAGAGAUCAACUGUGACUCUGAGGGUCCUGAUUGCUCUUAUGGUACAGAACAAUAUACACAGGAUCUCAAUACAGACAUACAGCUUAUUCAAAGUGCAGUGCAGGGUCUGGAUAGCGAUCCAUCAUCAGAGAUGGGGUACAUAAACAGACUAAUGAAAGAAGAGAUGCGAGCACAGUCUGUUUGGAAUGACCGAAGUAGGACCUCUACAGAUUUGGUUCAGGCACAACCAGGUCAGCACAGAGAGCAAACUAUGCACCCAGAGAGAAGGGAGGAUGGAACUACUACCAGAGUGCCAUCAGACAAACAAACGCGAGCCAAUGAGAGUGGAGCAUAUUCCAACGUUUGGCUAAACAAUGUAUUCUCGUUUGCCCCAAAUGGUUUCAACUCCCCAAAACUAGCCGCACAGGGAACCCCAGCCGGAGAGAAGCGGUUUGUUUGUACCUACUGCGGAAAGAGCUUUGACUGGGUCAGCCACUUGGAGAUGCAUCAACGGAUUCAUACGGGAGAGAAACCGUACAACUGUGUGACGUGUGGGAGGUGUUUUGCUCAGCAGAGUAAUCUCCGCACACACCAGCGAGUACACAGGGGUCUCAGAGCAAAGCCAACAGUCUACUGAUGGUUAUCACCAUGAAGAGACAAUUAAGAACAUUCUAGAGAAACCAGCUGGGGCCCGCCCCACACAUUAUGAAACAACCUCAUUAACCACGUUUCCAUCCAGUUUUUAUGCGAGGAAAGUCAUACCAUAUUAAAACAAAAUCACAGCUGUGAUGUUUCAGUGCAAUUUCAUAAAUUCUGACAGAUCAUU
Molecule: messenger RNA, 1558 nt
Organism: Oncorhynchus kisutch (coho salmon)
Lineage: Eukaryota; Metazoa; Chordata; Actinopteri; Salmoniformes; Salmonidae
Product: zinc finger protein 473 homolog
Exons: 3
Coding region: 134-1369 (411 amino acids)
Biological process (GO): embryo development; regulation of transcription by RNA polymerase II
Cellular component (GO): nucleus
Molecular function (GO): DNA-binding transcription factor activity, RNA polymerase II-specific; RNA polymerase II transcription regulatory region sequence-specific DNA binding
Source: RefSeq, a predicted model, not a curated record